Molecule: messenger RNA, 630 nt
Organism: Papilio machaon (common yellow swallowtail)
Lineage: Eukaryota; Metazoa; Arthropoda; Insecta; Lepidoptera; Papilionidae
Gene: Ash3
Product: achaete-scute complex protein T5
Exons: 1
Coding region: 1-630 (209 amino acids)
Biological process (GO): positive regulation of transcription by RNA polymerase II; regulation of neurogenesis; neuron differentiation
Cellular component (GO): RNA polymerase II transcription regulator complex
Molecular function (GO): protein dimerization activity; DNA-binding transcription factor activity, RNA polymerase II-specific; RNA polymerase II transcription regulatory region sequence-specific DNA binding
Source: RefSeq, a predicted model, not a curated record
AUGGCUUAUUUGACGAAUUAUGCGAAAAACGACUUACAUAAAUUAGUGGCUAUCGCUCCAGCAUCGGAAAGAAAACAUAUUAGUUUGGAAAAUGAGACCUAUGUGAAAUAUAAUUACAAAAGUGCGAGCGUCGGAGGGCAAGCUGCUUCGAUUGCGAGAAGAAACGCUCGGGAACGGAAUCGCGUAAAACAAGUGAAUGAUGGAUUUAACGCAUUAAGAAAGAGAUUACCCGCUGCAGUUGUGGCAGCAUUAUCGGGAGGUGCGCGUCGGGGAUCGGGCAAGAAGCUCAGCAAAGUGGACACAUUACGAAUGGUCGUUGAAUACAUAAAAUAUCUACAAGGAAUUAUCGAGGAAAGCGAUGCGGCUAUGGGCAUUGAGAAAACCGAAACAUUCGUACCAGUUACGUAUGAAGAUGAAGGUGUUUUCGGUGAUAGAAGUUCUCCUUAUUCAGAGUCCGUGCCUUCUCCUGUUCAUUCGGAAUGUUCGUCAGGCGUUUCGUCGGAUUCACCUAGUAACGAUUAUCAUACGCAUUAUCAAAGCAAUUAUGAGUCGCGGUAUGAAAAUGAUGAUGCUGCACCGAUGGACGACAGUGAACUACUUGAUGCUAUAACUUGGUGGCAACAAAAAUAG